Molecule: messenger RNA, 1692 nt
Organism: Oppiella nova
Lineage: Eukaryota; Metazoa; Arthropoda; Arachnida; Sarcoptiformes; Oppiidae
Source: the annotation of a GenBank genome assembly
AUGGACAGAAUGAAUGAGACAAACGAAUCAAUUAUUUUGAGCACAAAUAUCUCUACUAUUGAGGAAUGCAUCAAAGAGACGACCACUUCAUUGAUCCAACACUUGGUAUCACUCGUCCGUAUGGAACAAACCCAGUCCGAUGACCACCAGAAUGAGGCCACCAAAUAUGAAGUUACAUUUAUCCCAGUAAUAGUGAUGCUAUUGAUUAUUGAACAAAUCAUUCGUUUGGUUCAACGCAAGGAUUUGUGUCGAUUCCAAGACUUUAUCAUCAAUUUGGGCGCAUCUCUCAUAUUUGUCUUAAGCCGAUCUUUUAUAAUAAGUGGAAUCGUAUUCACGUUAUUCUAUAUCUAUGAUAAUUAUCAUAUCAUUGAAUUGCCGAUCGACUCAAUAUGGACUUGGAUUCUGACCUUACUUUUGGGUGAACUUUCACUUUAUUGGACGCACCGAGCAAUGCAUGAAAUGAACAUCUUAUGGGCCGGACAUUACUUCCACCACAUGACUGAAGAUCUUAAUUUCUCAGCAACUAUUAGAGCAACUAUUUUUGACCUCUUUUUAUACGAUAUAUUCCCGAUCCCUUUGGCGCUGAUAAUACCGCCACAACUGCUCGUAUAUCACAUCCAACUGAGCUUUUUAUAUCAAAUUUGGUUACACAAUGAAAUAGUGGGUGACUUAGGAUUCAUUGAAUACAUAAUCAAUACCCCGCGUCAGCAUAGAGUACAUCACGGAAAGAACCGGUACUGUAUUGACAAGAAUUAUGGCACUACUAUCAUGUUAUGGGACCGCCUUUUCGGGACCUAUCAGUCAUACGAGGAAAGCCCUGUCUUAGGACUGGUCUCGGCAACGCCCAAGACAUACGAUUCAUUGACUCUACAAUUUGGUUAUUAUUGGCAAAUGGUCGUCAAAUUCUGUAAUUAUAAGGGUGUGUCCAAUAAGUGGUCAGUUAUAUGGAAAGGACCUGGAUGGGCACCGGGCAAACCUCGGCUCGGCCUACUAGAAGAUGCACCCAUUUUGGAGCCAAAUGCAGCCAAAUAUGGUUACGACCCCCAUAUCCCUCACUGGAAAAAGUUUUAUACAUUGAUUCACAUCUCGAUUCUUAUGUUGGCUUUCAUGCAAUUAGCGGAUCACUCGACUAUUAAAUACACCUCAUAUACAGUGAUCAUAGGAAUUGUGUACAUAAUUCUGUUCCUCACAUCAAUCGGUGCUCUAUUUGACAACCGAAAAUUGGGACAAUAUUUGGAGGCGUUUCGCUGUUUCUUAUAUUUUGGGGUCGAAUACUAUUUUAUGGACCAAACUAUGACAACAACCGACAAACAGGUGUCCCAACAGACCAAACAAGUGGAAGAAUGCGUUCAGUCUGUCAAACACUUGGACCCCCUAUUCGAGAGGUCGAGACAACUGAACGGUGUUAAUGAGGGCUCCGAUACCGUUAGUGACGGACACGAACUGAUCUUUGAUGACCAAAACCACAUAAUAGUCACCAUAAACGACGAUAUAAUGAGAAUGAAUGGCAACUUCUCGGAGCUCUUGGACUGGACGACGUCGCGGACCAAAGCCAACGGCGCCGCGCAGAACACCAGCGAUGAGAUACAGGCCAAGAGUCCGGCCAAAUACGUGGGAUCCGAUCGCGACUCCACCACCAUAUACGCCAACACCAGCAGUGAUAAUAAGAAACCAAUUUGUUUGUUGAGUUGA